Messenger RNA from Stegodyphus dumicola, 555 nucleotides. RefSeq lists its product as uncharacterized. The record is from RefSeq and is a predicted model, not a curated record. NCBI's taxonomy places the organism in Eukaryota, Metazoa, Arthropoda, Arachnida, Araneae, Eresidae.
AUGUCAGCCGACACUGUGGCAAAAACCUUUUUUUCUGUAUGGAUUUCACAGUUUGGUGUAACCGAGUACGUUACCACGGACCAAGGACGGCAGUUCGAAUCUCAAUUAUUUACUGCAUUAACAAAAUUCUUGGGAACUAAAAAGAUCCAUACAUCACCGUACCACCCGAAUUCCAAUGAACUUGUUGAGAGGUUCCAUCGCUCUCUUAAACAGGCCAUUAGAUGCCAUACUGCUAUUCACUGGGUUGAUGUCCUUCCUACUGUGUUGUUAGAACUCAGAACGGCUAUCAAAGAGGACCUGGGUUCUUCAAGUGCUGAAAUUGUUUAUGGUACCAAUUUACGUUUACCGGGAGAUUUUAUAAAUCCCGCAAAAAACUCACCCAAUGUCCAGCCCCAUGUAUUCCUCAAACAAUUGCAUGAAACCAUGGCUGCAUUAUACCCUAAGCCCACAAACAUACAUUCUUCAAGACCUGUGUUUGUGCUUAAAGAACUCGCUACAUCCUCACAUGUGUUCUUACGGUGUGAUGCAUCAAAAAAGUCCUUGGAGCCUACCUAA